AUGUGGAGUUCCUUAUCCUCCAGCAGCGGCACACGGCUGCAUCGGGGUUGGGUUGAGGAGGCGUCACCUGAGGACAGACCCCCCCAGACUACACACAUUGUCUUUGUGGUUCAUGGGAUUGGACAGAAGAUGGACCAGGGACGCAUUAUUAAAAACACUGGGAUGCUGAGGGAGGGGGUGAGGAAGAUGGAGGAGAAGCACUUUUCAGACCAAAAUGACGAGCAUGUGGAGUUCUUGCCUGUCGAGUGGCGCUCUAAACUUGCACUGGAUGGAGAUACGGUAGACUCGAUCACACCAGACAAAGUGAGAGGACUGAGAGACCUUCUCAACAGCAGUGCCAUGGACAUCAUGUACUACAACAGCCCCCUUUACCGGGAUGAGAUUACAAAGGGCCUAACACAGGAGCUAAACAGACUGUACACUCUUUUCUGCUCCCGGAACCCUGAGUUUGAGGAGCGGGGGGGCAAAGUGUCCAUUGUGUCGCACUCCCUCGGCUGCGUCAUCACCUAUGACAUCAUGACGGGGUGGGAUCCUGUGCGCUUCUGUCAGCAGGAGCAUCACGGCGUGGAGGAGGAGCUGGACCUGCGCUGGAUCUCCUGCGAGGAGAAGCAUGUUGUGGAGCAGCUACGGCUCACCAGGAACAGGUUACAAGAGCUGGAGAAUCAACUCCUCACACUGGAGGCAUCAAAACCCCCAGCCCGUCCUUCUCUCAAAUUUAAUGUGGAGAACUUCUUCUGCAUGGGCUCUCCUCUGGCGGUGUUCUUGGCUCUGAGGGGGAUCCGCCCUGGGACCAGCUGCCACCAGGACCACAUCCUGCCCACCUCCAUCUGCAGCCGGCUCUUCAACGUCUUCCAUCCCACAGACCCUGUGGCCUACAGACUGGAGCCUCUCAUCCUAAAACAUUUCAGCAACGUUUCACCUGUUCAGAUACACUGGUGCAGUGCCAUUAGUCCCACACACUAUGAUGCGAUCAGGCCAACCUACUUGAAUCCAGUGAAAGACCCGGCGUCUGACACUGAGAGCCUCCCCAGCCCGAGCACCUCACCUGUUCUCGCCCGCAGACACUACGGAGAGUCUAUCACCAACCUGGGCAAGGCCAGUAUACUGGGUGCGGCGAGCAUAGGGAAGGGCAUCGGAGGAAUCCUCUUCUCACGUUUCUCCCGCUCCAACAGCCAGCCCUCGGUGUCUCUGGGACUGGAGGGGGGGGCAAACACUGAGGAAGAGGAGCAGAAGAGAACAGAAAGCCAUUCAGCAUACGGCCUCUCCACCUUGAUCCGGCCCACCUCCCCCAUUACUGACACAUCAUUGGAGCUGGAGCGGCGCAUCGACUUUGAGCUCCGGGAGGGUCUGGUGGAGAGCCGCUAUUGGUCAGCGGUGACCUCACACACAGGUUACUGGUGCUCACAUGACAUAGCACUCUUCAUGCUGACCUUCAUAUACAAGCAGAAGAUGGCCCCCCCUGACCCAGCAGAAGAUAAUCUGGAGCCAGACUGACACACGCACACAUUAUCGGUGUCUUAUAACUCUGCAGGGGGUGUGUCACCUUCUCAACGAGGCAUACAAAUAAACCUCAUUCUUUUAUUUUUCAUACACACAAACUGCUCGAUACACUAAUUGUUCCUCUAUCUCCGUCUGAUCCAGCUCUUUAACACAUUGGAGUCAUUGCUGACGAACAGACUCUACUCCACGAUGUGCAUUUUUGUCUCGUUUUGCGUAGUUUGUACACAUUUGCGCACCCUAAGGGUGACCAUGUUGGACUAGGAACCCCUAAGGAGGUGCACCCUUUGCCAGUAUGACCACGAGUCACAUUAAUCAUGGAAUAAGAGACUAAGGAGUUUGUUUUACUCAGAGGAAGAGAGUUCUUUCUUUUCUCACAUCUUUAACCUUAAACAGCUGCAGUCAGUUGAUAAAGUGUCCAUAUAUUUCCUGUCAAUCAAAGCUUGAGUCCCGCCUCUGUCCCGCACUCAUUCUCCAGCCUUGUCACAGACUUGCCUGACCCUCGGUCCCUUUGUGUUCUCCCUCUGUCCCUUUUUACCUUUUUUUUUUUUUUACACUAAGACAAAUAUAAUUUUCAAAAAAUGUUUAGUUUUAUCUCUGAAAUAAACCUUUAGCUUCCUUCAUCUCAAAAACGAAAUGCCUUUCAAAAUUAGCCAAAUAAUACUACUCAUGUAGAACAAUAUUGUUGAAUUUUUCCUAACUUAACCUUAGGACACUAUCCCUUUAAGAAUGUUUUGAAAAUAUUAAAGACAUAACAAUAAUUAUAUAUUGAAAUGUUCCUUUAUCUGAUA
Notothenia coriiceps (black rockcod) is the source of this 2288-nucleotide messenger RNA. RefSeq names its product DDHD domain containing 1a (gene ddhd1a). Gene Ontology annotation, molecular function: metal ion binding; glycerophospholipase activity. The coding region runs from base 1 to 1494 and encodes 497 amino acids. The transcript has 11 exons. The record is from RefSeq and is a predicted model, not a curated record. Lineage: Eukaryota; Metazoa; Chordata; Actinopteri; Perciformes; Nototheniidae. Gene Ontology annotation, cellular component: cytoplasm.